AUGGCGGACCUGGAUGGCAGCGACGCAUCUCCUCCCGAGUCCCAAGCCUCUCAGUACAAAUCAGAGGAUGACAGACCAUCCUCAGCCGCCCGGGCCGACUCCUCUGGCUCCGGACAAACAUACUCUCCCACCCUGACCCUCACCCUCACCCCCACCCCCACCGUCAACACCAGCAACAGCCCGUCCAACAGCGCUGCUGCCAAAACAGACUCCUUGCUCUUCAACAAGAUCGAUGAGAGGCUGAGGCUGGCCCGAGAGCGCAGAGAGGAGCGCGAGAAGCAGAAUGCGGUGAAGGAGGCCACAUGGCAGGCGCGGGAGGAGCGGGCCCGGCAGCACUACGAGAGGCACCAGGAGGAGAGGAGGAGGAAGAUGGAGGAGCAGAGGGAGAAGGAGGACAGGAGGCGCGCCGCUGUGGAGGAGAAGCGACGGCAGAAGAUGGAGGAGGACAAGGCUCGACACGAAGCAGUGAUGCGGCGCACAGUGGAGAGGAGCCAAAGAGCCCGACCGAAGGCAAACCGCUGGUCGUGGGGAGGGGCCCUGACCACCAACACACCCAGCACAGCACCUGGUUUUGUCGAGUCAGCUUUUCUCUGUCCGCUCGACCUUGCUGGACUGGAGCACAUGCAUGGUGCUCAGGGUCUCCACAGAUAUGGGAUGACCUCUAAAUAUAUUGACAGAAGAUCAGUGUCCACUAUGAACUUGUCCAAACACACUGACCCUGUCAUUACAAAGCGCCUCUCCUCCUCCUCUGCCACACUGCUGCAUUCACCAGACAGAGGUAUGCGGCGUCUUCCCCUGUCUCCAUGGGAAAGUAACAUGGUGAACCGCCUGCAGCAGCCCACGCACUCGUACCUGGCCCGGAGCCGCAGUGCCAUGAGCCUAUCCGGAGAGCAGACCGCCGCCACCGUGUCCUGUCACCCCAUGGGCUCCGUGUCCUUCAAGUCCAUCCAGUCCCAACCCUUUCCCCACUGCCGCAGCCAGGACCGCAACCUGAGCACCACCUCCUCUUCAGCUGCUGCUGCCCGGAGGAAGACCACUGGAACCCCACACACACAGCACAAAGACCAUGAUGGAGUGCGGAAGUCCUGGACCAACCUGUCACUCCCUUUGACGCCUGUUCUCUCUCUACCUCCCAAAAAGUACCCCUCCACUCUAGCAAAGAGGAAUAGUAAAGUCACAGCACCCUCUCCUGGCAGGCAUCCGCAAAAGUCACCGCUGCGGCCCCCGACCCCGAAGCAGCUCAAAUCGCCAGAGGCGGACGACCCUGGAAAUGUGCGUCCACUGAAAGUCACACUGGACCAGGAAGAACAAGAGCUCCUCAGUCCCUCACAGCCAAGGCCGCAGCCGCUGGGUCAGAACAAGGCGAGCUCAGAACCGGCAGAGGCCACACAAACGGAGACGGUGGGCAGCCCUCCGCCUCAGAAGACCAGCGCGGGCACCACAGAUCCAGAAGAGGCCAGUCGCAUUCUGUCGGAAAAGAGGCGACAAGCGCGAGAACAGCGGGAGCGAGAGGAGGAGGAGCGCAGGCGGCAGGAGGAGCAGGCCCGACUGGCUAAAGAGGAGAUGGCUCGUCGAAAGGCUGAGGAAAGAGCUCGCAGAGAAGACGAGGCACAGCGACAAGCCGAGGAAAAGAGGAGGAUAGAGGAAGAGGAGCGGCAAGAGGAAGAGGAGCGACUAAAGCGCGAGAGGGAAGAGACUGAAAAGAUGCUCAAACUGAAAGAGGAGGAGGAGUCUCGGCGAAAAGAAGAGGCGGAGCGACUUCGGGAGGAGCGCUUUCAGAAGGAGGAAGCGGAGCGUCUCGAGAGGAAAAAGCGCCUCGAGGAGAUUAUGAAGAGAACAAGACGUUCUGAAACAGCAGACAAGAAAAUUCUUCCAAAUCGGAAUGGAGAUGGAGCAGUAGCUCCACUUUCUCCAAGUGCAACUGCAGUCACUUUGUCUCCUGCUCAUCACAGCAAUGGCAGCAAACCAUCUGAUUCCAGACCUACAACAUUGAGCACGACGGAUCAGAGAGAGAAUGGUGAAUUUGAAGAGGUGAUUGUGCUGCCUCACCCGUCACGGCUGUCCCCUGCAGAGGGUCAGGAGGCCGUGGUGCUGGAGCACGGUGAGAGCACUCCCGUUAUGUUCAGAGAGAACGGCCUCAUCAAACCUCUGACCGUGGAGGACAUGUCUGCACAUCAGGGACCAGAUGUUUCUUGA
This is a messenger RNA of Knipowitschia caucasica, 2196 nucleotides long. The record is from the annotation of a GenBank genome assembly. NCBI's taxonomy places the organism in Eukaryota, Metazoa, Chordata, Actinopteri, Gobiiformes, Gobiidae.